AUGACUCAGCUUUUGUUUUUGGCUCUCGUAACCACCGUGGUCACCAGCGUUCAGGCCGCCCUUAUUAGCAACAACACCCCCACAUUGCAUAUCUUUGGGAAUUCCCUGUCAGACGUCGGCACCCUAAAGGAAUUGACCAUGAGCAUGAUUCCUUCCAAGCCUUACUGGAAGGGUCGCUUCUCCUCGGGACCCGUCUGGAACGAGUAUCUGGCCAAGCUGCUUGACUAUAACCUGUACAACAAGGCCGUCGGCGGUUUUACUUCUGACAAUUUCAACUCGGGGCUUCUCGACUUUUUGCCCAUCCCGCUUCCCAUUCCUAUCAGCAUCCCGAGCACCCAGGACCAAAUCAACAAUUUUAAGUCUAAGAACCCAAAGUACAAGCUUUCAUACACUGUCGAGAAGGACAUUGUGGUGCUUGAGAUCGGUGCCAACGAUUUUUUUGCUGAGAUAAUUAACAUAUCGACAAACAAAUUUGCCCUCAGCAGUUUUGUCGAGACCCUAUCCAACAGCGUGGUCAGCCAGCUGGAGCAGCUCCGCAGCAUUGGUUUUAAGAACAUUAUUGUUACUAAUCUGGCCGCUAUCCAGUUUACUCCGUUCGCAGAUAUUUUGCACCUUGAGAGUCUGGUAAACACCACUGUGCAUCAGUACAACGACCAGCUGACUAGCAAGGUCAAUGAGUGGGCGAGCGAAGCCUUGGACCUGACGUCCUUCAGCAUAGCCGAUAUUGGUGGAUUUGUCGAAACCACAGUCAACUCUGAAGCCAUUGCUAAUGCCCUCGGGCUCACCAGCGUCAGCACUUCCUGUGUUGGCGGAAACACUCUGAACUUGUUGCAGGCGGAUAACAAGCUGCUUGCGCUUAUGAAGUUAAUUUUUGAUGCCAAGGAGAACCUCAUGUGUGCUGACCCGAGCAAGUCGUACUUCUUUGAUUUUGUCCACCCGGGUGAGAAAAUCACCAGGUUGUUUGGUUACUACACCAAGGAGCUUAUUGAUGCUGUCAACUCUAGCGAGCAGAUAUCUAUGACUGAGGAUAAUUUGCUCAACAUUAUUAACAAGUACAGUCUUGGUUCACCUGUUGCUAAGCCUGUCCAGAUUUAA
Messenger RNA from Kickxella alabastrina, 1095 nucleotides. RefSeq lists its product as uncharacterized. NCBI's taxonomy places the organism in Eukaryota, Fungi, Kickxellomycota, Kickxellomycetes, Kickxellales, Kickxellaceae. The record is from RefSeq and is a predicted model, not a curated record. The coding region runs from base 1 to 1095 and encodes 364 amino acids. Gene Ontology annotation, molecular function: hydrolase activity, acting on ester bonds. The transcript has a single exon.